Molecule: messenger RNA, 417 nt
Organism: Necator americanus (New World hookworm)
Lineage: Eukaryota; Metazoa; Nematoda; Chromadorea; Rhabditida; Ancylostomatidae
Exons: 1
Coding region: 1-417 (138 amino acids)
Source: RefSeq, a predicted model, not a curated record
AUGAAAAGAUGUUCUCCUGUCUUUAACACUGCCAAUGGAGUGACUGUCGUUGAAGUAACCCUUCCAGUUUGGAGGGACCACUUCAAGACCUUGCUGGACCGGCAAGCGUCGUCUGUUCCUGAACUUGGGCACGUUGUGUGUGCGAUUAACGAGGAGCCACCGACCGUUUCAGAGAUUCUGGUCUGUAGUAUGAAAAAUGGAAAAUCUGGUGGAGACGAUGGAAUUAGCGCAGAAAUGCUGAAACAUCUUCCUCCGUCUGGGAUCGAGAUAGAGAUGAAAAAGAUCAUCCGUUCAAUAUCUAUAGACGAAAGGAUACCUCACUCGUGGAGACAAGCUAUCAUAAUUUUCCUCCGCAAGAAGUUAUCCGUCACAGACCCUAGGAAUUAUCGAGGAAUCUCUUUGCUGCGUGUUACGUAG